AUGGCUGAUAAAUCAUCCACCGUAAAUUUAUCUGGAUUGGAUGUUGAAAGAGCAAAGUUCAUGAAUAAAGUGAACUGUUUAAAAGGACAAAAUGUUCAGGAGAAACCGAACAUUGUCGUGAUAAUGGCUGAUGAUCUAGGAUCCUUUGACCUUAGUCUUAGAGGAUGCAAUGAGAUUUUGACGCCCAAUAUCGAUGCUUUAGGCUACCAGGGGGUGAUCUUUAAUCGUCACUAUACACAAGCGCUAUGUACACCUUCAAGGGCUGCCUUUCUGACUGGAAAAUAUCCCAUACACACUGGAUUGCAAAAUCUUGUAAUCCUUGAAGAUGAACCAAGAGGUCUUCCACUUACCGAAAAAUUACUCCCGCAGUAUCUAAAGGAAGUCGGCUAUAAAACCCAUAUGGUGGGAAAAUGGCACUUAGGAAUAGCCAAGAAAACUUUUAUACCUACUAAAAGAGGUUUUGAUUCAUACGUCGGAUACUUAGGACCUUACAUUGAUUAUUUUGACUAUACUCUUUACAAUCCUUUGAGGAACUUAGCUAGGGGUUUUGAUUUUCGGCGGAACGAAAGUAUUUACAGAGAUACAGUUGGUCAAUACGUAACAGAUGUCUUUACUGAUGAAGCCUCCAAAACUAUUCGGAACCAUGAUCCUUCACAAGGACCUAUGUUUUUGUAUAUAGCACACCUUGCCCCACAUGCAGCAAAUCAAGAUGAUCCAUUGCAAGCUAUCCCGGAGGAUCUAGCAACCGUUACCCAUAUUAAAGACCCAAAAAGAAGAUAUUUCGCAGCAAUGGUCAAGGCAUUGGAUAGAUCCGUUGGAUUUGUGGUUGAGGCACUUCAGGAGAAGGAUAUGCUUAAAAACACCAUUAUCUUAUUCUUCUCGGAUAAUGGAGGUGCAACACUUGGACCACUCAGUGUUGCAGCAUCCAACUACCCAUUAAGAGGACAAAAAGAUGGUCCUUGGGAAGGAUCUGUCCGGAAUCCAGCAUUGAUUUGGAGUCCUUUACUACAGAAGCGUCACUAUGUGUCCAAACAUGUUAUUCACAUCACAGAUUGGUUGCCUACAUUUGUCCAAGCUGCCGGAACAAUUUCCUAUAAGUUCCAAAAACUUGAUGGGAAAGAUAUUUGGCCAACAUUGUCACAUAACAAAUCGCCACUUCGAAGAGAAAUCUUGCACAACAUCGAUACAAUAGAAGGAUAUAGUUCAUACUUCCGUGAUGGCUGGAAAUAUAUAAACGGAACAUCAAGAGGUGGAAGGUAUGAUGGCUGGCUGGGUAAUACAACUGGAAUAAGGUGCCCAGAAAACCCUUUUUACCCAGAACUUGUGAUGAAAAGCGCAGUUUGGAAAGCUCUAAAUCCAUUUGCACUAAAAUCUUUAAAUGCCAAAAACAUUGAAAAUAUUAGAGAUAAAACGAAGAUAGUUUGCCAGAAAAAGAUAUCACCUGCAAGGGAAUGUAAUCCCUUGAGAGCACCUUGCCUCUUCUAUGUUGAUGCAGAUCCUUGCGAGAUCAAUAACUUGGCUCAUUUUCGACCUAUAAGAAUGCAAGUUAUGGAAAAAAGACUACGGUCCUUUCAACAAACUUCAUUGCCGCCGUCCAAUGUUGCACCUGAUCCUGCUGCAAAUCCAGCCCUUCAUGGCAACAUUUGGACUUGGUGGUUAGGAGAAGAAUAA
Messenger RNA from Phlebotomus papatasi, 1671 nucleotides. RefSeq names its product arylsulfatase B-like. The record is from RefSeq and is a predicted model, not a curated record. The coding region runs from base 1 to 1671 and encodes 556 amino acids. NCBI's taxonomy places the organism in Eukaryota, Metazoa, Arthropoda, Insecta, Diptera, Psychodidae. The transcript has 4 exons.